AUGGAAUCCGUGGAUCUUGUGGUGGUAGGCGCAGGUUGGAGCGGGCUCUCCGCCGUCAAGACAUACCGCGAGGUUAAUCCCGGCCAUAAUGUGCUCUUGCUGGAAGCUGCUAGCUCUAUUGGCGGAGUAUGGGCUAAACACCGUUUGUACAAAGGCCUCAAGUCGAACAAUAUGCUGGGCACCUAUGAGUAUAGCGACUUCCCAAUGGACGAGGCGACUUUUGGAAUCAAGCCUGGACAACACAUUCCAGGUCAUGUAAUUCAAAAAUACAUGGAAGCAUAUGUACAACACUUCAACUUUGCCGAUUGCAUUCGACUGGAACACCAUGUGGAAAGCGCGCGACACAAUUCGGACGGAACAUGGCAGUUGAGCGUGUUGCACGGAGCGGAUACGACAACAAUCAAUACCAAGAAGAUGAUCGUGGCCACCGGCAUCACAUCACAGGCAUACUUGCCUACAUUCCAAGGCCAGGAGUCUUUCAGUGCGCCGCUUUUCCACUGCCGCGAUCUGCUGCAGUAUCAAGAUGCAGUACUGCAACCCGGAGAGCGCGCAACCGUUUUUGGCGGGACCAAGUCGGCCUGGGAUGCGGCUUAUGCCUGCGCAACGGCAGGUAUGAAAGUAGACUGGAUCAUUCGCGAGUCCGGUCAUGGACCUAUUUGGAUGGCGCCUCCUUACGUCACGCCCUUGAAAAAAUGGCUGGAAAAGCUGGUCACUACGCGCCUGCUGACCUGGUUCAGUCCAUGUAUCUGGGGAGAAGCCGACGGGUAUACUGGUGUUCGCAGUUUCCUGCAUGGUACUUGGCUGGGUCGUAAGAUCGUGGACGCGUUCUGGGCUAUUCUGGCCGAUGAUGUCGUGCAGUUGAACGGCUACGACAAGCACCCGGAGAUGAAGAAGCUGAAGCCUUGGGUGGGCCCAUUCUGGAUCGCUUCCUCUCUCAGCAUUCUGAACUAUCCGACCAAUUUCUUUGAUCUGAUCAAGGAUGGCACCAUCAAGGUACACGUCGCUGAUCUUGACCGUCUCUCGACCACACUGUUCAUCUGCUGGCGCUGCACUCCAAACCUCAAGUUCCUGCCGGAAGGAAUUGACCGCGACUUGGGAUUCCCUUGGAGUGCGGAUCCACUGAACGACAACCUGGUGAAAGCGGCGGAUGAAGAGAUUUUGCGUCGGUUCCCCCGUCUGCGUGAUCAACCAAAACCGAACCCCAACUACACCCCGUUAAACGCGCAGUCCGAAGCGGCUGUGCCACACCCCUUCCGGAUGGCGAAGUUUAUGGUCCCACUUUCGCUGGUGAAGGAACGCUCGCUGGCAUUCAUGGGUAUCACCAUGACCAUCAACACAACCCUAAUUGCUCAGACCCAGGCACUGUGGAUCUCAGCUUAUUUCAAAGGCGAUUUGACCCCAGCUACACGCGAAAGAUGCCCACUCGCUGUACGUGGUGCGUGUGACUUCAAGACAGAAGACGUUUCAGAAAUCGACCUUGCCUGGGAGACAGCUCUGUUUACUGAAUUUGGCAAAUAUCGCUACCCUGGAGGAUUCGGGCGGCGAAACCCCGACUUCGUGUUUGACGCGAUCCCAUAUGUUGAUUUGAUGCUGGGAGAACUAGGUCUGUCACCACAGCGUAAGAACGGCUUGCUGGCCCGAUGCUUCCAGCCAUAUGGUGUUGAGGAUUACCGGGGUCUGGUCGAAGAGUGGAAAUCUAAGCAAACUACCCAGUAA
Penicillium mononematosum is the source of this 1716-nucleotide messenger RNA. RefSeq lists its product as uncharacterized. NCBI's taxonomy places the organism in Eukaryota, Fungi, Ascomycota, Eurotiomycetes, Eurotiales, Aspergillaceae. The transcript has 3 exons. The record is from RefSeq and is a predicted model, not a curated record. The coding region runs from base 1 to 1716 and encodes 571 amino acids.